GCACCUUUUCAAAGAUAAAAUUGUGCUGGAUGUUGGUUGUGGAACAGGGAUAUUAUCGAUGUUUGCUGCCCGGGCUGGUGCUGAGCAUGUAUAUGGAAUCGAUAUGUCAAAUAUCAUUGACCAGGCACGUCAAAUAAUCAUCGACAAUAAGUUAGAUCACAAGAUCACGCUGAUCAAGGGCAAAAUGGAAGAAGUUGAGUUGCCAGUUAGUCAAGUUGAUAUUAUUAUUUCAGAAUGGAUGGGAUAUUUUUUACUCUACGAGUCUAUGUUGGAUACUGUUUUGGUUGCGCGAGAUAAAUAUCUGAAACCGGAAGGUCUCAUAUUUCCUGAUAAAGCAACAAUAUACCUAGCAGCAAUUGAAGAUGGAGAAUAUAAGGAAGAAAAAAUUGGAUUUUGGGAGAACGUUUACGGUUUCGAUUUUAGCUCAAUCAAAUCUGUGGCUCUUCGGGAACCCUUAGUAGAUACUGUUGAUAGCAAAGCCAUAGUUACAACCUCUUGUCCAAUUAAGGAGAUUGACAUCCGCACCGUUAAAAAAUCUGAUCUGACUUUUACCGCCCCUUUUAAACUAACUGCCACAAGAGAUGAUUACAUUCAUGCAUUCAUUGCGUGGUUUGAUAUUGUUUUCUCAGCGUGUCAUAAACCUAUCAGAUUUAGUACAGGUCCACACGCGAAAUACACGCAUUGGAAGCAAACUGUAUUUUAUACGUCUGAUGCCAUCACUAUCAAAGGUGGUGAGGCUCUCGAGGGCACAGUAUCGUGUGCACCGAAUAAAAAGAAUAACCGUGAUCUGGACAUUGAAAUACAUUAUGAUUUUUAUGGUGAAGCGAAUUCCUGUUCGGAAACCUGCAAAUUUAAAAUGGAGCCACAAGACGCUAUCCUUAUCCCAAGGAAGUUUGCUGGUGGUUGGUGGUCUCGACCUUCAAAUUGGAAGUCCAACACAGCAAUUGUUGCGACCGGGAUGUUUGUAAUUGUAGGGGUCCUUUGGAAAAUAUCGGCUGAACGUGAGUGGAGACAUACCAAGCCCAACCGAUGGAUUCCUUCAAUGAUGUGGUCAAAACAAUUCAAAGAUGGAGAAUAUAAAGAUCUAAAGUUUGAUGAAAACGGAAAUGAGAUCAAGAAACAAGAGUAG
Molecule: messenger RNA, 1129 nt
Organism: Acaulospora morrowiae
Lineage: Eukaryota; Fungi; Glomeromycota; Glomeromycetes; Diversisporales; Acaulosporaceae
Source: the annotation of a GenBank genome assembly